Lactuca virosa is the source of this 1421-nucleotide messenger RNA. The record is from the annotation of a GenBank genome assembly. NCBI's taxonomy places the organism in Eukaryota, Viridiplantae, Streptophyta, Magnoliopsida, Asterales, Asteraceae.
AGGCAAUAGGAAGAAUGAUGGGAGAUGAGAGAAAGAGAGGGAAACCUUUGGUACUGGUAGCAAGUCCAUUUCAAGGUCACAUGACGCCUAUGCUUCAGCUCGGCAGUGUCCUUCAUUCCAAAGGCUUCUCAAUAACCUUAGCCCAUACCAAAUUAAACUCCCCUGAUCCUUCCAACCAUCCUGAAUUCGUCUUUCUUCCUCUUUCUGACAACUUUUCAGCCAUUGAUGCCUCAGCCAACUACACAAAGUUCCUUGAAGCCCUUAACAAUAACUGCAAAAUGCAGCUUCAAGAUCACUUGACUCGAAAGAUUGAAGAAGGAAAAGAUGAAAUGAAUCAUACGAUCACAGUCAUACACGAUAAUAUCAUGUAUUUUGCUGAAGAAGUUGCUAGCAAUUUGAAUCUUCCUAGCAUUGUUUUGCGCAGUUGUAGUGCAUCGUAUAUGCCGGCUUUCCUUGCUCUUCCUCGGCUACAUGCAGAAGGGCAACUUCCUGUUCAAGAUUCCAUACUGCAGGAGCUUGUUCCAGAGCUCCAUCCCCUCAGGUACAAGGAUUUACCUUUUAAUGAUACACCUACAGAAGUUGCAACAGAAAUGCUUGCUCUUGCGGAACGUGUUAGAACCCCUUCAGCUAUUAUAUGGAACACCAUGGAGUUUCUUGAGUCUUCAGCGCUGACACAACUCAGACAGCACUACCAGGUUCCAAUUUUCGCCAUCGGACCUCUGAUAAAAAUGGCUAGGUGUCCAUCUACUAGCUUUCUUGAAGAAGACACUGGUUGCAUUUCAUGGCUUGAUAAGCAAGCUCCAAGAUCAGUUCUCUAUGUAAGUCUGGGGAGUUUAGCCACCAUGGAUGAAACCGAGCUUGCUGAGACAGCCUGGGGGCUGGCCAAAAGCAAACAACCGUUUUUAUGGGUGGUCCGACCCGGUUCAGUUAGUGGGUCGGAGUGGAUUGAAUUUUUGCCGGAAGGUUUUACAGAAGAAGUAAGAGGAAGAGGUCUUGUGUUGAAGUGGGCUCCACAAAAACAGGUGCUGGCACAUUCUGCAGUUGGUGGGUUUUGGAGUCACUGUGGUUGGAACUCAACUUUAGAAAGUAUUUCCGAAGGGGUUCCAAUGAUAUGUCAACCAGUUAUGGGGGACCAAUGUGUAAAUUCCAGGUACCUGAGUUACGUAUGGCGUGUAGGUCUGGAACUGGAGAAUCUAGAGAUAAAAGUAGUCGAAAGUGCAAUCAGAAGACUCUUGGUGGAUGAAGAAGGGCAAGAGUUGAGGCAAAGAGCAAUUAGCAUGAAAGAAAAGGCUAAAUAUUCUCUCUUCAAAGGAGGGUCUUCAUUUAAUUCCUUAAAAGAUUUGGUAGAAUUCACCCUCGCAGAUUAGAUACCAAUUGAAUUAGACUUAAGAAGCCUCAAAGUGAAAACAUAUGUAUCGCGU